CGCCCUCCAUCACUAGUCGAGCCCACUGACAGAAAACACCACCUAGAAACGGAGCAGGCCCUCACGAUCUGCGGAAAUAUGUAGUUAUCUCACAUAAUUCGACAUAUCUCGAAAACAGGGGGUUUGGUGGAGCUGAGCUGUUAUAUGGAACGAUAACAUGGGUGGCCAUGAAGACGAAGACAUGCCAUAUAUUGCGAGCAAACAAAAGCAAGAUGAAGAGUUAAAAAAUAAACUCAACGAUAGCAGCCAUUGGUGUGAUCAGGAAUCCACUGGCAACAAUGCUAAGUGGGUCAAGGAAGGCCAGAACCAGCUGCGGAAAGUAGCCGAGAACCAGCAGGACCAGGAUCAUAACUGCAAUAUCAGCCAAAAUGGCAACAAGGAGGAUUUCGCUCCCCAGAACACCACUCAGGAAGAACAACAGGGAAACGAAGAACAGACCAAGUCUCCUAAAAUAGCAAUGACCCCUGGUCUCAAUCAGGAGGAGUCCAAGAACAUCCUUAAUGAGCCACUUCUCAUUGACACUCUGGAGUCCACAGAAGAGAAAGAGAAUAAGAGGGAAGAAGAUGAUAAGGAGAAGGAAGAAAAAUCAGAGGAAGAUGAAGAGACAUCAGGGGUUACCAGAGGAGAAAAAGUGGCAGAAGCGCAGAGUAAUGCAGAGUCCCACCGAGAGGGCAGUGUUGUGGGGAGGAAUGCCUGCCUCCUCUUCUCCAACAUGAAUGGGACACCUGUUGAUGAAGAGACCAGCUGGUCAGCCCUGUCUCAGGACAACACAGGAGACAGCUCUCCAAAUGGCAACAGAGAGUCCUUCUGGGAUUCCAGUGCUUUUGAGACGGACACAGACCUGCCCUCAGGAUGGAUGAGAGUUCGAGACACAUCAGGCACAUACUACUGGCAUAUCCCCACAGGCACCACACAGUGGGAGCCUCCUUCACCCCUGGGUAAAGUGGGCGACUCUAUAAUGUCCUCCAGUAUGUCCCUGGAGACAACACCCUGUGAGGAGCCUGAGGAGUCUUGGACUCACCUUUCCAAUACAGAUGAAGGCACUGGUGAAGGGGAAGGGGAACUAUGGAAGGAGGGAGAAGUCGCAUCGGAUCAAAGUCUGAAGGAGUUUGAGGGAGCAACUCUACGCUAUGCAUCCAUUAACCUGAACUACAAUUGCUCCCAGUCUGAAGAAGAGGAAAAGCUCGCUCCACUGUCUACAGGGUUAGAAACCAAGUGUUUUGCAGUGCGUUCCCUCGGCUGGGUGGAGAUGUCUGAGGAGGACAUGGCUCCAGGCAAGAGCAGCGUUGCUGUCAACAAUUGCAUCAGGCAGCUUUCUUAUCACAAACACAACAUUCAUGACACUGCUGGUAUCUGGGGAGAGGGUAAGGAUAUGCUGAUGGUCCUGGAGAAUGACACCAUGAAUCUGAUUGACCCUUUGGGCCAGACACUGCUUCACACUCAGCCAAUAGGCAGCAUCCGUGUUUGGGGUGUUGGUAGAGACAAUGGCAGGGAAAGGGAUUUUGCUUAUGUGGCUCGAGACAACCUGACUCAAGUUCUCAAGUGUCAUGUUUUCCGCUGUGAUUCACCUGCCAAGAACAUUGCCACCAGUUUACAUGAGAUGUGCUCAAAGAUAAUGAAUGAAAGAAAGGCAUCCAAGCCGGGGGCGAGUAGGUUCAACUCCGAUCCCAAUAAACCUAUGGUCAUCCCUAUUGAAGAGUUUCCUGCUCCAAAAAAUGAACUUUUCCAGCGCUUCCAUGUUUAUUACCUUGGUUGUGAACCUGUGGCAAAGCCAGUGGGAAUGGAUGUAAUCAAUGAAGCAGUAGCAGCUGCAAUGGACGGCAAAGACAAAAGUGACUGGACUCCUGUCUCCGUGAAUAUCGCACCAGCCACACUAACAAUACUAUCAAGACAGGAUGAGGAGGUGCUGUCAGAGUGCAGGGUGCGUUUUCUGUCUUUCAUGGGUGUGGGGAAAGAUGUUCACACCUUUGCUUUCAUCAUGGCGGAGGGACCACGAGACUUCACCUGUCAUAUGUUUUGGUGCGAACCCAAUGCUGCCAGUCUGAGUGAAGCUGUACAGGCUGCCUGUAUGCUUCGAUACCAGAAAUGUCUGGAUGCACGUCCGCCGAGCCUCGCCUCCUGCCUGCCCACUCCCCCUGCUGAUUCUGUGGCUCGACGGGUCAAGAAGGGGGUCCAGAGUCUGCUGGGCAGCUUUAAGAGCUACAGGUCAGGCUCUCAAUCUCCUUGAGCUGAAGCGAAGAUGAUCCACAGUCCAUUAAACACAAAGCCCAUCACAACAACCCCUUCUCACUCUCACUCAUGUCUCCUCAUCAUUCUGCCACACUUUCGCCUUAUGACUGUCUCACAUGUCUGGUCGGUAGUGUAAGUGUGUGUGUGGAGUAGUUCCUGUGAAAAAGUGUGACUGAAAAGAUUACAUGAAUUUCCUUUUGGCUUUCACUCAAUGCAAUUAUUUUCAAAUGUCAUCUCCAAACAGAUGAAACCCUUGCAUCCAUGGUUUUUGUGCUGGGAUUCUUUCUGUGAGUCUUUAACUAUUUUUGUGUUUUAACAGAAACAAUGCUAUGAAUGUUGGAUAAUGGAUGUAAUAUAUUUUACAUGCAGAUGCUAGAGUUUGCUUGAAAAGAUGUUGCUAGAUUCUCACAGAAAUGGUCUUGUUCUCUUUCGCACCUUUGCAGUUCUCAUACUCUUAACACUCCUCCUUUUCUACUGUCUAAAGAGGUACUGUAAUGCAGUCGUCAGUUGGUGUCAAGUAUCAUAAUAUUGAUUUUCUGAAAUAUCAUCGCACCUUUCUCCUCACCACCUUAGAUUGUACGCGCUGUAGGCGCCUCGUUAGUUUGCCACGUAGUUAUGUGUGCUCAACCCACCCAAACAAUGUAUUUUAGUCUUCCAAAGAACUAUAUGGUCAUCUCUCACCGAGUGAGCAACCACUGAUUUGAGUGUGGUGUGUUUCUCAUUAAUUCUGCAUGAACAUUUGCAAGUUCAGUGCUAGUGUGCAAUAAUCAGAUGUUCCUCUAUGGUGUGAUAAUGAUGGCUGCCAUAUGAUUAUCUGUUCAUUUUAAUGAGAGAGUCUGGCCUGGUUGGGUGCGAGGCAAAUGGAACAACAGAGCCAUGUUGACAAUUAAUAUGUUGUUAUAGAAAUUAUAGUAAUAAAAAAUUCAAACUCUGGGUUUUCACACAGCCGUUUACCACCAACAACUACUGAAUAGUACUGUAGAACCUCACCACAAGCUGCAUGUUUUAGCUUAGACUUAUCGCUGCUCACGGCAGUUUAAUGCUAACGACCCAUCAAUGUAUCCUGUAAAUUGAGUAUCCGUGCUUCUGUAUGGUGAGAGGAGGCUGGAGUUGAUGUGUUGUUUCGUGUUCAUAGGCAUGUCACUCUAGUUCGUGUUGGUAUUUAUCAUCAGCUAGCAGUAGAAAGUUAGACUUCCUGUCCGUUCCUCCAGACUGAAAAGACAGCAGGUUAAUGUUUGUAUUUACAGUUUGUGUAUAUCAGAAACCUACAGAUGAUUUCUCCAGUGGUUUACGUUUUUAUUUUAUCCUCGCCACAUGUUUUGAUGUGUGUGGACCCUGGCCACUCCGAGUAAUGUAUUUUUUAUUAUUUCCACACACUAAAAUGUACACAGUUAAGAUGAUUUUUCUCAUUAGCCUGUUAGAUUUACUUUUUAUAAAGAUGAAACUAAUUAGACAACUUGUACUUUAUCUUUGUGAGUCUGUCAGUGAUCAAUACUGUAUGUAGCACAAUAGUAAUAGUCAUCUCUAAUGUCAAAGAUGCAGUUGGUAAGACUUUUUGUUAUGGUGACCUCUGUAGGGUACUCAUUAGCUACGUAUGGCUGAACUCGGGUCAACUUGCUCAACAUCCUCAGGCAAACUGACCUCACUACAGAAAAAAACAGAUGUGCCUACAGGCAGAACUGCACCAGAAUGCAUCCACUCAGUCCACUAAAUACAAUAUUUUGCAAAGGCUCAUGUACUGUAGAUUACAAGUGUGCAUUUUAAAACACUAUUGCUUGUUUUGUGUUUGUAAAAGAUAAUGAAAACUCUUACCGACUGCUUCUUUUUAUGUGUAUUGUAUCAACACUAAUGAAAACUAGACUACAUUGACUCAUUCUACUGCCUUGUCACUCAUGUGUCACUUGGGAUUAUUGUGCUUUUUCUCCUUCAAAGAUUGCUGUGUCCGGUGGCAACACUAAAGCCAGAUGAGUUAAACAUUAGCAGAUUAAUUUAUUUCUGUUCAUGUAAAUUAGGUGUAUAAAAUGUAUGUAUAUAAAAGUCACUGCACAAUAAAUGUGAAGAUAUAAUGGUG
This is a messenger RNA of Sphaeramia orbicularis (orbiculate cardinalfish), 4300 nucleotides long. It is a transcript of the gene apbb1, whose product is annotated as amyloid beta (A4) precursor protein-binding, family B, member 1 (Fe65). Lineage: Eukaryota; Metazoa; Chordata; Actinopteri; Kurtiformes; Apogonidae. Gene Ontology annotation, biological process: regulation of DNA-templated transcription. Gene Ontology annotation, cellular component: cytoplasm; nucleus. Bases 158 to 2227 code for a protein of 689 amino acids. Gene Ontology annotation, molecular function: amyloid-beta binding; transcription factor binding. The record is from RefSeq and is a predicted model, not a curated record. The transcript is spliced from 15 exons.